Epinephelus lanceolatus (giant grouper) is the source of this 8609-nucleotide messenger RNA. It is a transcript of the gene esrrga, whose product is annotated as estrogen-related receptor gamma a. The record is from RefSeq and is a predicted model, not a curated record. Gene Ontology annotation, molecular function: zinc ion binding; sequence-specific DNA binding; nuclear steroid receptor activity. NCBI's taxonomy places the organism in Eukaryota, Metazoa, Chordata, Actinopteri, Perciformes, Serranidae. Gene Ontology annotation, biological process: regulation of DNA-templated transcription. Gene Ontology annotation, cellular component: nucleus.
CUUAAUAUUCAUGAGCUGCUAUCGGGGCUUUAAGUCGUUGAUUAGGACAGCAGCACAGCUUUCCGUCCCAACUGCCUGGCUGGCUGGCUGUGUGUGUACCUAUAGCCCCCUCUCCCUGGCUCUCACAUACACACACCGCGCGCACACACACACACACGCUUCCUCACAUCUACACUCACACACGCAGAGCUGAUCAGUGCAGGCAGCGCAGAGCCUGGUAAUUGUAUUGCUCCCUCCAAGCGGAAGGAAGGACCGAGAGAGAGGGACACUGGAGAAAGAAGAGGAGGAGAGAGAGGAGAGAUAUAAAAACUUUGAUUUUUUUAUUUUUUUAAAUUUUCUUGUUUUUUCCCUGGAGGAGGUUGACAUGACAAUGACCCGGUAUCGCCGAUGGAGUCGGUAGGACACCCGUUAUCCGAGUGUUUUUUAAUGCACUCUGAACAAGAGUAGAAUGAACUUAUCGAAGGGGCCAUUGGUGAACAGCAGCAGUGACGAUAACUCCAAGUCAACCUAUAGUAAAUGCGGUGCUGGCGCCUGGAGGAUGCACCAGAGCUACGAUCCACUAGAGGCCAACCACAUGAGAGACGCACAUGCCCUCUACAACCCCAGGCUUCUCUGCAGAAUGUCCAGUAAGGAGCGCCACCUUGAGUCCAACUGUCCGUCCUCUUAUAUAAAGACUGAGCCGUCUAGUCCUGCCUCCCUGACUGACAGCCUAAACCAUCACUCCCCUGGUGGCUCCAGUGACGCCUCAGGCUCCUAUUCGUCCACAAUGAACGGCCACCCCAACGGCUUAGACUCCCCGAGCCUUUACGGCUCCAACGCAGGGCCCCUGGGUCCCGCUGGUGGCCCCGGAUCAAAGCGUUACGAGGACUGUUCGUCAACUAUUGGGGAAGAUUCGCAGAUUAAGUGCGAGUACAUGUUGAAUUCGAUGCCCAAGAGGCUGUGUCUGGUGUGCGGGGACAUUGCGUCAGGGUACCACUAUGGAGUGGCAUCCUGUGAGGCCUGCAAGGCCUUCUUCAAACGCACCAUCCAAGGCAACAUAGAGUACAGCUGUCCAGCCACCAACGAGUGCGAGAUCACCAAGAGGAGACGCAAGUCGUGCCAGGCCUGCCGCUUCAUGAAGUGUCUGACUGUGGGCAUGCUGAGGGAGGGUAAGGGAAAAGGUGUUCGUCUGGACAGGGUUCGUGGUGGGAGACAGAAGUACAAACGCCGGAUAGAUGCAGACAACAGUCCAUACCUGAACCCACAGCUGGCUCUGCCUCCCAAGAAGCCAUUUGCCUUUGGCUGCCUUGCAGAUAACAAAAUCGUCUCUCACCUGCUGGUGGCCGAGCCAGAGAAGAUUUACGCCAUGCCUGACCCAACAGUACCAGACAGCGACAUCAAGGCCCUGACUACGCUGUGUGACCUGGCGGACAGAGAGCUGGUGGUCAACAUCGGCUGGGCCAAACAUAUCCCAGGGUUCUCUACGCUGUCUUUGGCAGACCAGAUGAGUCUACUGCAGAGUGCAUGGAUGGAGAUCUUGAUCCUACGUGUUGUCUACCGCUCACUGUCCUUUGAAGACAAGUUGGUGUAUGCAGAGGACUACAUAAUGGACGAGGACCAGUCGAAGCUAGCCGGACUUCUGGACCUGAACAAUGCCAUCCUCCAGCUGGUGAAGAAAUACAAGACUAUGAAGCUAGAGAAGGAGGAAUUUGUCGCUCUCAAGGCCAUCGCUUUGGCUAACUCAGACUCCAUGCACAUUGAGGACGUGGAUGCAGUGCAGAAGCUCCAGGAUGUGCUCCACGAGGCCCUGCAGGACUACGAGGCUUCCCAGCACCAGGAGGAUCCCCGCCGGGCGGGCAAGCUGCUCAUGACCCUCCCCCUGCUCCGCCAGACCUCCACCAAGGCCGUGCAACACUUCUACAGCAUCAAGCAGGACGGCAAAGUCCCAAUGCACAAACUCUUCCUGGAGCUGCUGGAAGCCAAGGUCUGAGGGCGGGAGAAUAGACGGAAGGACAGCUAGACGCCAGUCUGAAUCUCACUUUGAAUGACCUCUUGCUCUUUUACACGCACACACUCUUUACACACAUGCGCGCACACACACAGAAACAUGUCCCUGAAGUAUGUCUGCUGACACAUCCAACUAUGAACAAACAAGUAACCUAAACCUCUUACCUGAACCCCUGAACUUUCGCUGUCUUUGACAGAAGGCCGCUCACUUGACCUUUUGUUUUGGGGAAGAAGCUGACAGACUGACAUGACCCCCGUAUUACCAAGGCAAGAAGAUAUUUGGUUUUAAAACUAUUAACAAUCACUCAACAGUUACCACAGUGGCUCCGAACAUUGAAGAUGGCAAAACUCUUAUGCAUUUAAUAACAGUUAAGAUGUUAUUAAAGACAAACACUUAAAUGAGGACACAUUUAAAAGAAACUGAAAACUCUUCAUUUUAGUUCAGAGAGACUGUAAGACUGCACUCGUGUCUCCUUUUCCCUCCCUAUUUCCCCCAACAGAGUUUUUUAAGUGUUCAAGAAGAAGACGAGUGGAGAAAAAAAAAAGAACACUAAAGAAGUAUUAAUGACGUUUGUUGUCAAAUUACAUGUACAAUGAAAUUUGGAAGGAUGGACAGAAAGAAAAGAAGAGGAGAUUUGCCCUGCCAAAGAAUGGAGCUCAUCCAUUCAGAGGAUGCCAGCAAACUUUACUGUCAUAACCCAAAACUGUUUCUGGUUUGAUCAACCGGUGGCUUUCAAUGCUGGGCCUCAAGCUGGUUUUCUGCUCCACCCAGAAAAUGUUUCUGGUUGUUAUGAAAGCCAGCAGGGCCAGGACCAGGAUUGGAAACCACUGCUGUAAACACUCUCUGGUUCUCCCUAAAUUCAGUUCCUGGUUUCCCAUGACUCCCGUACAUCAACUACAAUUUUACUAUUUGUUGUAUAUGUUGAGGAUCAGUGACCCUGGCCUCCCAAACCUGUCAGUAUAACCAUAGAAUAAGUGUUUGCACACUUAAUGUGGCUGAAAAUGUUUCCAAAUAUUCAAACCGCUUGAGGUGUGAUCGACUGACAGAGUCAAAAGACUACUCAACACAAUAAGACGAUCUAUACUGUCAAGAAUGGAUUCCUGCUUGUCCGACUGGUAAACGUAGGCUGAGUCCACAUUCAUUCUGUCAGACACUCCUCUUGUGUUUGGACGUCUGUUUAAAACCUUUUCAGCUGCUCAGUGGCCCAGGUUUGUAGCUCUCCACACAUAAGUCAGUAGAGAUUUCAGUCUGUCAAUGUGCCAUUAAGAAUAGUCCAGCCUGUGCUCUUUACCCAAACUCCAAAAACUGCAAAGUGUCACUUCAGUACUCCCCUCGUUGCUCCGUUACAUUCACAACUUCCACCUCAUCUCUCGUGUCAGCACGGAGAUAUAUUUGUGAUCCAUUCAGGGAGUGACGGGGGCGCUUCAGUCACUCAACGCAAUACGAACCAGAAGGAAAAUGUGUGCUGACAAAACUGACUGAAGAACAACUAUUGUUGCUUUCAAACUCCUUUUUUUUUAUUUCUCUCUUGAAAAUAAUCUUAGCGAUGAUACCAGUAUUAGGGUUGUAAAUAACUGUCAUCCUGUAUAUGACAUAUAACACGGCUUUGUUUUUGUUAAUAAUAUUGUCUUCUUAAAACUGAAUCAAUCAAUAUGUCUUUCCUUUUUUCUAUCAGCUUGACCACUUUCAGCAAUUAUCAUAUAUAUAUAAAUAUAACAAGUAAUAAUGUAUUAACAAAUCAGCGUUUAUCUUAGAGAAACUCUGAGCAAUAGUGGUUUUUAAAGGAGGGGUUUGUGCAUAUGGACUAAGUCUGCAAUAUAAACAUAACGUGCCAGUCUUAAAUUUGGGAGAGAGAGGACGGGGAUUUGAGGAGAGUUUGUAGCUUCUCCUUCUCUCUGUGUAACUUGCCAUACGCUAUUAGAUAACAGUCAAUAUUUCCUUUGUUAGAGAAAGUUAGACAGGAACAAAUGUGGACCAGAAAUGUGAGGAUGAGCUGUUAAUGCCACCGUCACAUAAAAGCUGUGUGAGGAACGGUUAUGGUGAGGGCCGAAGAAGUAACACAAGCAGCUAAGAAAAUUAAAAUAUCCAUAAUCCAGUUUGCCGUUAUCACAGGGCUCUGAUGUUUGACCAGGCUCUUUUUGCUGUCACUUUUAAUCUGAUGAAAAACAAAAGUUCUUUGUUUAUAAUCAGCUGUUUAGUCAUGUUUCUUCAGCCAUGUGGCUGAGUGUGGUGACCAUUAGAACAACUUAAACCUGGAUCUGUGUAGAGGGAGACGGUGCUCACAAAAACACAAAAAAUCAUCAAUAAAAAAACAUCAUGUUGACAGUUUUAUGUUAGCUCACUUUUCCACUUCUUAUUGUUAGACACACAUCUGUAAUAUAGCCUGCAUUUCAGGUGAACAAAGAGAAGUCUCAUCAAAAAGCAUUUUUUUAAAAUAUGAAUUUAAUGACAUUAAUUAAAUAAACUCGUAACGAUAAGGACUUUAGGUGGCCAGUUUUAUAGUAAUUUACAGGCGUUUUUUAGGCUCCGUCUACACAUAAAAAGAUAUUUUUUUCAAGUGGAAAUCUUUCCCCCUACGUGUAAAAAAUAAUUCUGUCCACACAACCUUCAUUUUACAAAAUAUCUCUUUAUGCACUAGAACGCCAAAACGACUCCAAACACUCGCCAGCAUUAGCUGUCUUCUGCAGUCUCCCUUCGUUGCCAAGGCAGUAAAGUCUACAAGCUAAAGUUACUUUUUACCAAACACCGACUGGAGGUCUCAUUACUGUUGAUUACUCUUCUCUUUACGAACGAAGGAGCUUACUGUAAGAUUUGAGUGAUGCUCUGGACGUGCUAAAGUCUUCCUUCGACAACCACAAACAUUGAAGUGGACCAAAUAACACUGGGCGCAGCAAGUUUAAGUGUAAAGUAGUCAUUACACCAAGCAUGCUAACAAAACAUAAACAAAAAGUCCAGCGUCGUUAUUGUUUCUGGCGCAUGGUCAUUACACAAAGCAACAGUUGACAUGCACCCACUAAGAAGAUGACAUCAUUAUUUCCCCAACGCUCCAUUUUAAAUGUCCACAAGUACAAAGUAACUGGAGCUUUUGAAAAUUGGCACCUUAUUAGACAUUUUUUUGAAAACUUUGUGGGCGAGAAGCCGAAACAGAGAUGGAAAAAUACUUUUUUUUUCUGAAUGUGUGUAGACAGGGCCUGAAAGUCGAAGUGGCCUGUUAAAUUUAAAGGAGCAGUGUGCGACAUUCAGAGCAUAUCUGGGAUUCAGAGUCUUUGGCAGGAUUGCGUGCUCAUGGUUCUCCACAUGGAGGUGACUGAGCAGGCAGCUAGUAGCAAACACUGCUAACUCAGUAUAUAGUGCUAACAAUAGCAACUGUGCUUACAGAUCUAAUGGUGUUAAUCGGGGGGAAACCGGAGGGUGAGCGCUACACUUCCACGCAGAUUCACUUACAAGGACUCACAUGAACUAACAUGCACGACAUCAUUAUUCCACUAUAUCUUUCCAUAGCAGAUAGUGGUCUGCUGCUAUAUUAAGUGUUGCAAACAGUGACUUAAUGUGCAUUGUUUAGUGGCAAGAAAUGGAAAGCUGAGCUUACAGGAAGCUGUCUGACAUUUUACAAUCAAAUAAAAAAACAAUUUCAUUGUUACAGCAGGAUCGCAUGGCUGACUGAUCACAGCUUUAACAGGUGGAGACAGUCGAGGGAUUUUUUUUUUUAUAUAUCAUUGUUUAUGUCAUUUCUAAAGCCGAAUAAGAAUGCCAAAAUGUGUAAUGUAGAUGAGGGUAUAAUCUAAUGUAAAAUGGCAACUUGUCACAGCUGAGGAGUGCUGCAGUUUAAGUGUAGUUGAUCUCUAACAUCACACGCUCUGUAUCAAACAUCAGUAUUAUAAGUAAGGGGUAUUUUCUCAGCCUUCUUAAACAUUGUAUAUUGUAAAUUAUACAGAUUAUAAUUCUAACAUAAGACAUUUUAUUGGAAACAAAAUCGAGAAAAAAAAGGAAAAAAAUGUAGUUCAGCCUCGAUGUGUGUUUCAUGUUCGCUGUUUUUUCUAUCAAGAAAAAACCCUGUUUCUUUAGUUUUAUCUGUUUCUUUGUUUUCAAGUCUUUCUGUUUGAUCCUUUCCUCCUUUGUUGAGUCUUCUAAGGCGUUGCUGUGUACUUUUUCUUGUGGUGAUUCCCGUUCUUGUGCCGUGUGCUUCUUCUUUAGACAACACAGAGUAGAGUAGAGGCCAUGUUGUCUGUCUGUCGGAUCAGUCCGCUGGGGGUCUGGGCACCGGAUUCUCUCUCAAUGAACCGAACCGGAUAUAAGGCUCUUCUUCUAGAAACUUAACUAGACCACCAAGAUCAAAUUACAGUACUCAUCUUUACCAAACUAUACAUAAAUAAUUAAAUAUUUAGUAUCUAAAUGAAGAAACACCAUACAAGUAUUUAAAAAGGGAUCAUUUGUGUAACUUUCCUGUAGAAUAAACAAUAUACUGUAUAUCUUUAGGUUUAAAUAACGAUGAAAUGAAAAGGACAUUUGAGUAAUUCAGAACUGUAGGUGACUCUUUUUUGAUAAACUCGCUGUACAUAACUGCCUUCCAUACAGCUCGGCUCAAUCAUCUUUACUGUUUCAGCAGUCAAAAAGAGAAAAUACGAAGAUGAAAAACUUUUUCUUUCCCUCCAUCGUUGUGUCCUGUUUUCAGCUCAUUUCCAGGAAGAUAUCUUGUUUUACCACAAAGAGUAAUGAUCGGACAGGUGAAGGUUAGGAUUAAAGGUUUUUGUGGGUUGAUGGGAAAUGUAAAAAAAAAAAAAGAAAGAAAAAGAAAAAAAAAAGCUCGACAUGUUUAGUUUGCACUUGCUGUUUCUCUUCUUCUCUUCACCAUGCACUCAUUACAUUGUGGGACACGUUUCUGCUUCGGCCCCAGAAUUAAGAACUCAAGAUUUAAAACUCAAAGUCUCCUUUAAUGAACGCGUUACUGUGCUUGUGGUACCUCUUUAUACACAGUUAGAUUUAUAGAUUUUCUGCUACAAAUAGCAUCAAUUCAAACAACACAUCGAAGGUCUUAAACAUUAACAUGUCAUUUUUUUUCUUAAAAAGAAAUAUACACACUAAUUAUUUCACAGGUGCAUAAAAUAAAUUUGCAGGUAAAGUCCCUGAUGACAGUUGCUUUUCCUGUUUUGAUUGUACCUUAAAACAUUGUCUCAUGGUCAGAACGAUGGUAUUCCUUAUCAUCCACUGUACAAUGAUCGACAAAUAACCUAUGGAAGAAAAGUGCUCUUUUCUCACUAUUAUUUUUCUUUCUUAUGUUACUGUUUUUAUUUAUUUGUAAGUUGUCAAACCAAACCUGUGUACUUCUGAGCAAUUUGACGCAAUGAAAGAUGUUACACGUCUCCCUGAGGUGAUUAAGGCUGAGCUGGAUUUGGUUAAUAGCCUUUUUUUCAAAGAAUCAAGUUUCUAAAUUAGCAAAUGCUGAUAUGUCUUUCUGAAUUUUCCUAAAUAACAAAUUACCAGUGUCAAACGAGUAAUUUAUUGUAAAUGAUGGUCCUGGCAGGAAAUGGUUCGCCGUAUGCCACCUUGUUUUGCUAGUAAAAAAAAAACAAUAAAUCUACCAGCUAUAAUCAGGAGGGAGAUUGUGUGAUUCUUUCGGAGGUUUUGAUAUAACUUGCUGCUCAUAGUUAUUAUUUAGAUGUACAAAAUGAAGGCGUUUUCAUACAUUUUUUUUGCUAGUUAAAAGGCAAUAUUUGGAUGACUGUGCAAUGAUGAGACAAGAGUUGCACUUGUUUGUUUUGUGUUACACGUCUAAAUGGUGUUGAAGCUUUUAAAAUGAUUCUGCAGUUAGUGUUAAAACCACAUAAGAGACAACAAACCAAACUGGUAUUUUCUAAGAGGAGCGUUGAAAGAAGGACUGACUGGGUUUUUGCAGAGCCAUCGAUAGAAAGAGUUUGACCUGGUUGCACUUUAGGCACCAUGUUACCGCCCUCAUCUGGAACUUAGAUCCAUUAGCUGCGAAUACUCUAUGUAACAAUAGUUUAGCUGGAACAGAGGGAUGAGUUAUUUAGGCGUAAGGACAAAGCGGGAUUGUCCAUCUUCCAUGGCUGCCCCUGAAAUCUGCUAAGGCCAAACUGUGUCUAUCUACAGCUCUACAGUGUUUAGUCAUUUAGUUGUAUUUAAUCCCCAAAUGUAACUGCCACUUGUGCUGCAGCUAACCCUGCAGUCUGAAUUUGCAAAUGUGAAGAAAAUAUUUAAGGGAGAGAGAACGAUGACACAUUUGGAUACGAAGGAUAUUUAAAGGUUAAAAAGACCCCGUCGUGGUGGAGAAGAGUUGUGUACGAGAGAAGACCCUGUAGUGUUAAUUAAAAAACAUGUCCGUAGAUUUUAGAUGUGCUUCACAUCAGUAAAUGAAAAAAAAAAAGAAACAAUAACCUGUAUAUUUUUGUGACGUGUAUCAUACAAGUGUGCUCCAACAAUAAUGUCCAUUUGUGUAAAUGUAUUUAUUUCACAUUGUAUAUAUUGUUCAAUGCAAAAAGAGAGACCUAUGAUUCUGUAACUUAAACUACUAUGGGUUGAAACAUUACAUGUGUUACUCCAGACUAUGCCUUUCAGGAUUAUUACAGUAGAGCAAUAUCAAUUAAAACCAGGCUUCCAGUUUUGA